Messenger RNA from Hyaloscypha bicolor E, 465 nucleotides. RefSeq lists its product as uncharacterized. The transcript has a single exon. Gene Ontology annotation, molecular function: sodium:proton antiporter activity. Bases 1 to 465 code for a protein of 154 amino acids. The record is from RefSeq and is a predicted model, not a curated record. Gene Ontology annotation, biological process: intracellular potassium ion homeostasis; sodium ion export across plasma membrane; regulation of membrane potential. Gene Ontology annotation, cellular component: plasma membrane. Lineage: Eukaryota; Fungi; Ascomycota; Leotiomycetes; Helotiales; Hyaloscyphaceae.
AUGUGGAACAGGAUCAACGCCAACACAGUGCAUCUUCUGUACCUAUCGAUCAGCAGCUUUCUCUGCUUGUUCAUGCUAUUCUCUGCCGUCAUUAAAGAUAAGCUCUACUUUGGAGAAGCAAAUGUUGCUCUUCUCGUCGGUGCGAUGCUUGGUCCCUUUGCAGCCAACGCCGUGGACCCCAAUAUCUGGUCGCAUUUUGACACUGUUGUGCUGGAGUUCUCGCGGGUUGUCAUCAUAAUACAAUGGUUUGCUGUUGCCCUCGAGCUGCCGAAGAGGUAUAUCCACUUCCACUGGAAGUCUCUGUUGUGGCUCGUUGGUCCAGUUGUGGUAUGGGGAUGGAUGGUCUGUACGUUGCUUGUGUGGUUCAUGGUACCGCGCUUGUCAUUCACGCAGAGCAUGACAAUAGCAUCUUGUUUUAAUGCUAUUGAUCCUGUGAUGGCAGCAACGAUUGUCGGGAACGGAUGA